AUGACCUCCGUGCUCACCAACCCGCGCAGUCAUUUUUCGCAGCCCGGCAUGUCAAACGAGCCCUUCCGGUACCAGUAUGCCGACCCGGCCAGAGCGCUAGCCCCUUCUACUCCUGCUGUCUCCAGUCUCGGACACACACCCUUCUCCACUUCGCCCAGCUCCCAUCCCUCAUCGUCCUCAACGCUCGCGCUGGCCGCAACAACACCCGCCACCGCCAUGUCGUCGUUGCCAGCGUCGUCGUCCGACUCGGCCGCCGCAUCCCUGCCUCACACUUCCAGCAUGGGGCCCUCGUCGUCCACUUCGGAUCCCAACACGCUCUACUCGGCCAUCACAGCCACCUCGCAUCCAACCUCGCGCGCCUUUGACUCGGUCAUGGGCGCCUAUGGUACAUCAGCGCUCGGCGACGUCUCGGCAUCCUGUCCUCCAGAGGGUCCCUCCUUCGCCGCUACAGACUUUAGUGCCGACCUCGCCGCUGCCACCUUCGCUCCCAUCUUUGGUUCAGGCUCGACGGCAGAUCUCAACACCUUGGAUCUCUCCUCCGAGCCGCUCUCCUUCCCCGUGCUUCCAGCUUCCCUCCUCGACGAAGCGCCAGAAUACGAAUACUCGGUUCACACGCGCUUGAACGUCUUCGAGGCAUCCGACUACGGCGCCGACAUCCCUGGCUUUACUUUCGCAGAAGACGGCACGCCCAUCUUGGAUGGCGCCACCGAGUACGGCCUCUGGUCCACAGGCCUCGGCGUCGACGCGGGCGACGUCACGACAUCGUCAGCCUUUACAUACCCAGACGAUGACUUUGCGCAAGACGGCAGCAGCAAGCUCGACUCGCAACCCCGUACCGCCGACCUGCAUAUCCCGGCGUACAGAAACACCUUGGAUCUGGCGGCGCCGCGGCCCGACGGCUCGUUUGUAUUCACCAACGACGAGGCGCUCCUGGCGGGCUCGAACGCGACGGGUCUGUCAAACAUGCAUGUCUCGCCAUCAGCAGGUCUUGCAGAUGGCGCUCCGCCGCCCUCGGUGCUCCACCCCGGCCCAGCGGCAGAACACAUGCAGCCGCAAGUGUCGCUGCAGCCGCAACGACUCCCGCUCGACGCCGACAGCAUGUACGAGUCGCAAGCAGGGCCUUCGCGCCAUGGCUUGCAGAGGUCGCGCGAUGCGCUCUCGGCCACCACUUCGCCCUAUGGCCGCGGCAGGCCAGGUUUGCAGCCGCAGCGCAGCUUCAACAACAUGGCGGCAUCCGCCGGCUUUUCGCCGCCCGGCUUCAAUCCCGAGCUGCGCCGUCUGUCGACUGGCGGCAACGGCACGCCUGCGCGCUCGGGUCGCGACCCGGUGGUGCCCAGCCAGAACAUCGGACGCGCGCGCCUGAUGAGCUGGCAGAACGGCCAGUCGAUGCCCGGCGAGUCCGAUUGGCAGUCUGGAUUCCCCGAUGCUGGCAGCUCUGGCAUGGGUACAGACGGUGGCUUUGGCAAUCGCGGAGUGCAUGCCAUGACCGACGCCAAUGGCAUGCCGAUGCAGGCGGGCGGCAUGAUGCCGCCGUCGCGCUCGUACAGCUACGGCAUGCACCAGUCGUCGUCCGGCUUCCUGCCGCACCAGCACGGCAUGAAUGCGCACGCCAACGACAUGAUCAACGCGCUUGGCGACGCCAUGGAUGCGCGCAUCGACGUCGACGGCAUUGCCAAGUGCCCGUAUCCGAACUGCAACAAGACGUUCGCCAAGAACCGCUCGUACAACCUCAAGGCGCAUCUGCGCUCGCACUCGCAGCUCAAGCCGUUUGCGUGCGCCGUGUGCCCGCGCGCGUUUUCGCGCAAGCACGACCUCGAGCGCCACAGCCGCGUGCAUUCGGGCGACAAGCCGUACGUGUGCGAGAUCUGCGGCAAGGGCUUCCCGCGCAGCGAUGCGCUGCGCAGGCACUGGCGCGUCGAGAAGGAGUGCGGCGACAAGGCGGCAGCGUUGGAGGCGAGCGGCGGGCUCGGCUUGGAUGGGUAUGGGCACGAGCGCAGCCCCGAACCGCAGGGCCAUCCGUUUGCGCAGCACAUGCAGCAGCAGCAGCAGCAGCAGCAGCAGUCGCAGGGAAUGUAUGCGCAUCCGCUCGCACAUCAGAUGCAGGCACCGCCGCGGCCCGGCGGGUUUGCACAGAUGCCACAGCAGCAGCAGCAGCAGCAGCAGCCGCAGCCGCAGCUGCAGCAACAGCAGGGCUUUGGUGGACAGCAGAGGUGGUCUGACCAGCAGCAGCAACAGCAGCAGUUGAGGCGCGCCUAG
Molecule: messenger RNA, 2256 nt
Organism: Moesziomyces antarcticus
Lineage: Eukaryota; Fungi; Basidiomycota; Ustilaginomycetes; Ustilaginales; Ustilaginaceae
Exons: 2
Coding region: 1-2256 (751 amino acids)
Cellular component (GO): nucleus
Source: RefSeq, a predicted model, not a curated record